This is a messenger RNA of Caenorhabditis remanei, 447 nucleotides long. RefSeq lists its product as uncharacterized. The record is from RefSeq and is a predicted model, not a curated record. The coding region runs from base 1 to 447 and encodes 148 amino acids. NCBI's taxonomy places the organism in Eukaryota, Metazoa, Nematoda, Chromadorea, Rhabditida, Rhabditidae. The transcript is spliced from 5 exons.
AUGGCCGAUGGAGUUUUUCAACGUCCACAAGGAGCUGUUUCAAUUUCAACUAGAUCUUCGGGUGUCGUCUACGUUGAAGCGGUUGGGCCAAAACGGCGUCGCCUCCUUUUCGAUAUAGUUGAAUUGGCUGGACCGGAACCACUAGUAGGUGACAUCCAGCAACAGGAGGAACCACACAGCUCAAAUCUCGGAAAACGUUUGAGGACACCAACUCCAGUACCGAAUUUUCAAGAGAAAGCAGUCGAGAACAAUAACUUCACUGAUGACCGGGAAACUUCCGAUUUUAGUCUGACCCGCAUUCAAUUCAGCAAAUGGGCAACGGAACAGAAAUUCGUUCUUUCACAACACACGAUGGCUCUCGGUAUGGAUUUCGAUUUCAGACGAUGUAUUGAUAUGUGGCUAUUGGACUCGGACCCUUUGUCAAAGCCUGAAGACCACAUGGAUUGA